AUUCUGGUUGCAUUUAUCGACUAAAAAGUUUUGUGGCCCAAUAACAAAUUGAAUCUUAAUACGUUUCUUCUUUAACUGAAAAAAACCUUGCAAGUGUAUAAAAGAAAUUAAGUUUGACAAACGAAACUAAAAAAGCUUUAAACAAGGGAGCAUUCAACUGAAACUCUACACACAACAACAGCGCAUUGUGAAGAAAUAGGUUGAAAAAUCGCAUGCCGGGUCAUAGGAGCAACACGUGCUGGAUUAUAAAAACCAAAACAAAACGAUAUUAAAUUGAAUGCCCUAGAAGGGACAAUUCGAGUAAAUAAUGGGAGGUCAUCAUAAGAAGAAUCUGCGCGCCGAGAAGGCAAAAGUAAAGCUAAAGGGAGCCAAAUUACCUAAGGGCUUGAAUGUCACCAAAACUGACUUUAAGGUUCGCAAAAUUGAAAUACGCGAACAGCUGAGGGAGUCGCUAGUCAACGAAAAGGGGCAACGGCAAUUGAACCUAAAGGAAACCCUCUCACGGCUAAAGCAUCACAGCAGCAAAUACAAAUCGGAGGCCUUACGGAAUGUCCGAGAUUCUAUAAAGAGUGGUCAAGCGGAACAUUUGAUCGGUCAUCUGGGCGAAUUGCUUCAGGGCAUAGCAUCGGGCUCCUUGGACAUUGAGCAUGCAACACGAUUGGAGUCAUUCAAGGCCUUGGAUAGUCUAAUGGAGGCGCUGUCACCAGAAGCGGUGGCUCCGUUCUUUCACAUUUUAUCGAGCUAUUUGAGAUGUGCCAUGACCCAUAUACAGCCGGCCAUACAGGAGGAUUCGCUGCUAAUGCUGGACGUUCUGUUGGAACGCGUCCCACCCAAAUUGUUGGCCGAAAAGAGCUCGUAUAUUAUAAUUGGCAACUUCAUUGAUAUGAUAUCACGUUCCCGCCAUGAUCAAGAGAAAAGUAAUCGCUUGUUAACCCUUAAUUUGGGCCAAGGUAAAGAGUCCACCAUCAAAUGGCGUACAAAAGUAAUGCUCAGAUUGGAACAGAUUCUCAAGACAUUAAAAGAGGAUGAUUCCCAUGUCACGCACAACUCCAGCCUCAACAAAUUAAUCCACUAUGAUGAUCAUAAGCCUCAAUAUUACAAUGUGUUGUCACCCUUUAGAGUGGACAUAAGAGAGCUUUAUGCCAUUUGCCAGGAGAAGAAUGUGAAAGGAAAAAGCUUGCAACUGCAGCGUUAUGUGGAGCAACUGAUGCCCCUUAUUCAGGACAAUUGGCUGGAGGUGAGACCACAGCAGCAACAGCAACAACAAAAGGAUCAGCAGCAGCAUCAUCAUCAAUUACUGCUCAGCAUGGAUGCGGCAGCAAGUCUAAGUGUCUUGGUAAAUCUAAUGACACAAUUGUGGUCUCUGAUCCACCAAUACGAGUCCACAAAUAAUACCCAAGAGUUAAGUAAAUGGUUGGUGGAAAACUACUCAAAGAAAUUCUUGAACAACUUUCUUGAGAACGAUGCCUCCAAUUUUCCGUAUCAUCAGAUGCCUGAAGUCAAGAAGAAAUCCGGAAAAUCUUCACUGAUUGGUGGAGAAUAUUGCUAUCAGCAGAAUCUAAGCUUAAUCUACUUGACCUGCAAAUUUUUGCCCCAACCCAAUCAAGCCAAAUUAUUUAAAAAUCUUAUCAACUAUUUGCAUAUAACUCUAAGCCAUCUGAAGACUCUAAAUCCCUUCGAGCAAUUGCAAGUGGUUGAAGCUUUGCGUUGCAUUUUAUUAGAUUUGGAUUUCGAUCUUCUAGAUCUAGUGCCACAGGAACUAAAAGAUCUGUUGAGCUUCUCAAUGGAGGCGUAUGAACAACAAGGUUUUACCACACGUGAGGGCGUGGCCAAUCGUAUGCUCAGUUUGCUAAGUGAAGUUAUUCAACAGGAGCGACUAUAUAGAAAAUUCGGUGGCAAUGAAAAGUUUGUGAACUUUCUCAAUUACCUGCCUCAAUUGCUGAUGAAGCCCUCAAUAAAUGAGGGUACGCUUAGGGCCAUGGCCACGUUGAGUCGUCAAAUGAAUUCCACAUUUUUGAAUGCUCUCAUAGUUUCAGCUCCGCAGAUCCUUCAAAAUUUGGAGAAAUUGCAAAUCGCAGGCGGCGGUCAAAUCAAGUACGAGAAUCAAACGCGUAUCUUGAAUUUUUUUUACUAUGCCAAGCAACUGGAGGGCAAUGGAGAUCAAUUAAGAACCAUUCUAGCUGAAGUUCAAACAAAGAACCAAAUCGAUCAAGAAUUGAUGAGCUAUUUUCAAUCGUUAAUUACAUAUAAUUAAGGACCUAAGUUAAUUAUUUGUUUGUACAUACAAAAAAAAGAGAAAUUAAAAACUUAAAUAAGAAAAUACAAAAA
This is a messenger RNA of Drosophila willistoni, 2328 nucleotides long. Its product is annotated as testis-expressed protein 10. The transcript has a single exon. The coding region runs from base 308 to 2254 and encodes 648 amino acids. Lineage: Eukaryota; Metazoa; Arthropoda; Insecta; Diptera; Drosophilidae. Gene Ontology annotation, cellular component: nucleus; MLL1 complex. The record is from RefSeq and is a predicted model, not a curated record.